AUAGUUUAUGAUUAAUGUUUCGCAUCAUUUCUUUUACCACGCUGUUUGGCAUAACAUCAGUACAACAAUAUAUCGCAAACUUUCCGUGGUCACUACAGCUACACUAUGCAGCAGAAUGAUCGCGUUUGCGCGUAGUUUCGAGAUGCCAUCUGUCUUCGUUUGCACAAAUGAGCAGAACAAAACAGUAACACAAACACUGCUACGGCAGCUGCCUCGCUUCUCUCUCAUCGUGUAAUAUUAGUGUUUGAUCGUGAUCUUGUCUGCACACAGUCUGAUCCAGAGACUUCCACACACACACAAUCACGCACACGCUACAGAGCCAAGCGCGCGCGCACAGGUUCUCACGCACAGCGCAGUGAGCGAGAACGCAGCGGCGUUUGAUGCACUGUAACGUUAGGCUAGUUCAGUAGUAGGGUAAUGCAAUACUUUAUUUCACAUUUUCUGUAGCAACUUUUGCUUUCAUAUGUCUACAGUUUAUUUUCAUUCAAAAUGAAAAGGAAUCAUCUCGUCGUAGAUUAAGUGUUCAACAUACAGAAACCAAAAGUUUAUAAGACCCAAAAGUGUUAUUCUGGGGCGCACACAAGUCUGGAGUUCAGCAUCUAAAGCAUGGCUUUGAACACUGAUGCUACUGUUCCCACUGCUGCCUCUGGUGCAGUAGAGGAGGAACCACAACAGCAACAACCAGAGCAAGAGACCAAUCAGCAACCGGGCACAGAGUCAGACCACGCCCCCAACUCCUCUGAGCCAGUCAAGAGUGAACAGCAAGACCCAGCCUCUGUACCAAUACCUUCUCCUGCAUUAGACUCCUCACCUUCAAACGAUGCCCUAAGUAAAGAUCUUCUGACAGUCAUUGAUGAAAAUAUGGAAACAAGCAAUGGGGUUUGCCCAGCUGUUGUCUGCAAUUCUCAACCCACCUCUUCUUCUCCACGUCAGCAGCCUGCCAAGCCUAACCAAGGGUACUCUAACGGUCGCACUAGGCUGAGCAGUCGUUCUGGAUCUAUGAGUCUCGCAGGGUCACCACGGCCGUCCCUUACCCGACAGCCCAGCGCAGCCACUGAUCCAGGACUUGAUGGCUCCAAACCCAAUGAUUAUCUGGUCUGGGCUAUUCUGGCCUGCCUUUGCCCGGUCUGGCCAAUCAACAUUGUGGGCUUGGUCUUUUCAGUGAUGUCUCGUAACAGUCUACAGCAGGGGAACGUGGAUGGCGCGCGUCGUCUUGGCCGUAACGCAAAGAUCCUGUCAAUCGUGUCAUUGGUGGGCGGGAUAAUCAUCAUUAUUGUUACUAUUGUCAUCAACUGGGGUGUCAUACUGAAGACCUGAUGGUCAUCAAGAUCCUCCAGAUUAAGAAAACUACACAAUCCACAACCAAUCCAUGAUGACCACUUUCUUCAUCUUCCUCCCGUCGUGCAUUUUUUGCAUCGCCCAAGCUCUUAAAUGCUUUACAGUUUCCGACUCAAGACUCUGGAUGUUACUUUCAUCUUAUAUCGUGCCAGAACUAUCUUGAAAAACAUGAACUCCUCAGCUUCUUGAAUGAUCCAGGAUCACGACCGAAACAACAAGGCCUGCAUGUUUUUUUCUCUCAAAGGACUCAUCAUUUUAGAUGAUGUCAGAGUGGAGACCACCAGGAUGAUCUCAUUUUAUUAGUCAAGUAGCCCUUGAGGAGAAGAUGGAAGAAUGAGGGACACGGUGGGGGUUGGUUUUUGAGCUUAGCAGUAGUAUGAGAUUAGUUUAUGUUUCCUUAGUGAUAAAAAAUGCUUAGAUUAAAAUGUAACUGGUUAUACAAGGACUAAAACAGCUUCAGAUUUGAAAAAAGACUUUAAAACCUAAGCUGAGAGGUAAGUGAGAAGAGAUGUCUCUUUUUCUCUCUCUCUCUCUCUCUCUCCCUCCACUGAGAAAGAGGGAGGGGUUGAAGCAUAGAUGCAGUCUUUUGUUUCACACACAUGAAGGGAUGGAGACAGCGAGAGAAAGAGAGAGAUAAGGAAAGCAGUACAAGGAUCCCAGCUCGUUCUGAUUGGCUGCUUGCCUGUGGGUGAGGAAACCGAUAUCUUAAUGCUCGCUAGCAUGCCCUCCCCUCUUCUUUGCAGCUAUAUAGUCUCAGCCGGUUCCUUCCAGACAAACGGAAAGCAAACCAUUCGUUUAUUAUUGUGUUUGAGCAGUGUGGGUGUGCGGCCAUGUUUGUGGGCAAAAUGUCAAUCCAGACUGUUUUGAAAGCAGUCGUGUUUUUAUACCACAAUGUUUACAAUAUAUCCUCUGUAAGUAGUAAUUUUGACUUUGACGAAUCAUGUUACAAAGCCAAAUGAUUUGUUUUGCUGAACGACUGAAACCUAAAUCAUUCCUAGUCAGGCCACAUCGACUGUGCCAAAAUCCAGAUUUUGCCAAGAGUCCACACGACAGCUUUUUUCCCUGGCUUAGAUGGGCAUGUUUAUGAUAGAGACAGGACACGAGGGGACAAAUAUAUGACUUUAUUCAAGAAAUUGGCACAAUACGUCCACAGUCGUCGUUGAGAGAUUUGGCUGAUGUUCAUAGGUUUAGGUCUCUUGCAUGCAAAUUAUUCACUGUAAAAAAAGAUUUGUUACUUCAACUUAAAAAUUAAGUGUUGUUAUAAAUAUUAGUCUCAAACUUUAACUCAAAAAAAAACUGUUGAGUCAACGUAUAUUUUUAAGCUAAAUUCAUGCAAAUUUGAGAGAUUUUAAAUUGAAACAACAAAUCUUUUACUGAUGUUUACAGAUUUUUGAUGUAGACGAAGGCGCUUCUGAAAUGAGUAAUCUUAUUUUUUUUUUAAGUGAAAGCUUUGUUGUGUAGCACUCUGUAAAAGUUGCUUAACUAAAGCAACUGAUUCAGUGUGACGGACAGUUAGAUGAUGACACCCACUUUUGGGCUUCGGCUUGUGUGAAAAUGAGGGGCUAAAAUCGUUUUUUUUGAAUGCAUUUUAUUCCUGAUCAUUCCACAUCCCGCCACCUAAAUGUAAAUGAGCGUAGCAUGCACAUUUUUUAUUAGCACUAAUACGAACUGCGUGCAGUCUGUGAAUGCCAGCUUGACUUCUGUUCUAUUGAAUUGCUCUGCUCCGCUAUUUAUAGGCUAUUUAAUCUCAUACAUAUGUAUGUAUAUACGUGUGUGUACAUAUUUGUACUGCUUCUGCUAAUCCGAGUGUCUACUGUGGACAUGAACAGUAUUCGUAAUGCAAAUCUUGACUGUUAACACUACAGUGCUUUCAAGAGCUUUUUCACGCAAGUAUUUUGUAUCAGUAUGCAAACUCUGCGUAAAAAGUAUAUGGUGAGAAUUUGCUUUUUGCUGGUAUGUUUUUGGGAAUCCUAAAUGCAUGUAGCCUAAACACUGCAUGUGUUCCUAUGCUGCACAUUGUAAAAAUGUUUCGAAGACACCAGCCGAGUUUGAUUCUCUGAGUUACAAGUUUUACCUGCUGUUAAAACAAUCUAUUUUAUUCAUAUGAAAUAAAUGAUUUAAUUCUCUUCGUGUUUAUAGCCUCACAAAUUCAAGAGCACCUGUGCUAGUCAAAACUUUGGUCAGCUAAAUAGUUUUCUUGAGAUUUGUCAUAAGAGACAUUAUGAUAUAUAAUAAUCCUGAUUUUGUGCAGAUUUGCCUGUGCAUGCCUUAAUGAAUUGCUGAAUUGUGAUGUAGGCUACACUGUAUCUGAACCAAAGCAUUUGAUAGACCUUGCAGUAUCGAUCCAUAUUCUGCUCUGUACCGACACUGAGUAUGCAUUAAUGAGCCCAGUAAAUAAACUGUUCCUCAUUAUGCCACCUCUGUGUGUUUAUACUCUAUAUAAGCACUGUUGUCAAUAUAAACUUAUAUCUGAUGGUG
Paramisgurnus dabryanus is the source of this 3816-nucleotide messenger RNA. RefSeq lists its product as uncharacterized. Gene Ontology annotation, cellular component: membrane. The record is from RefSeq and is a predicted model, not a curated record. Lineage: Eukaryota; Metazoa; Chordata; Actinopteri; Cypriniformes; Cobitidae.